AUCAGUGUCUGCUGCUGGCUUUUAACAUAGUCAGUGCAAGGGAGCGUUAAUCACUGGAGAGAAGUAGGUACUGUAGGUAGACAUGGUGUCCAAAUCCCUGUGCUUCGUACUUCUCUCUGUUCUCCUGGCGUAUUACAUUUAUAAACCUCUGCCAGACAACAUGGAGGAGAAAUGGAAAGUUAUGCUGAUGGAUGCCGCUUCAAGAAGUAUUUCACAUUUGGCUACCGUGGCAGAGAUGUUUGGGGUGAAGCCUUACAUGGAUGUGAUGAGGUUUUUUAUGCAUUCCAAACACACAGAACCCACAUCUGAUAACCAUGUUAUUGUCACAGACACAUCAUUUAACAACGUUCCAGUCCGGUUAUUUAUACCUAAAGAACAGUCAAAAGCAUUGAGAAGAGCAAUUGUCUACAUUCAUGGUGGCGGAUGGUGCUUAGGAAGUGCAGCCAUGAAAUCGUAUGACAAACUAUCAAAACAAUCUGCACACAACCUAAACGCUGUAAUUGUGUCGAUCAAUUACCGUCUAGCUCCAAAGUUUCACUUCCCGAUCCAGUUUGAUGAUGUGUACAAUGUAGUUAAAUUUUUUCUGCAAGAAAGGGUCCUAGAAAAGUAUUCUGUAGAUCCCAGUCGUAUUGCAGUAUCUGGAGACAGUGCUGGAGGAAACUUAGCUGCUGCUGUGGCACAAAUGCUGCUUCACGACCCAGAAGUCAAUGUGAAAUUCAAGAUUCAAGCAUUACUAUAUCCAGCUCUCCAAGCUCUUGACUUGAAUACUCCAUCUUACAAAGAAAAUCUCUACAUGCCUUUACUCUCCAGGACUCUGAUGGUCCGUUUCUGGAGUGAAUACUUCACCACAGAUCGAUCCCUGUUUGAAGCAAUGAUGUCUAACAAACAUAUAGGAUCUGAAAAUGCUCAUUUAUUUAAGUAUGUUAACUGGAGUACGUUGUUGCCUGAAUCCCUAAAAAAGAAUCACGUUUACAAUAUGCCUAAGAACCAGAAUACCUUGUUCGUUAAAAAGUACCCAGGACUUUUGGAUGUGAGAGCUUCUCCUUUGUUGGCAGCCGAUGAAAAGUUAUCUGGUCUGCCACUGACGUAUGUAAUUACCUGCAUGUAUGAUGUGCUUAGAGAUGAUGGCUUAAUGUAUGUGUCAAGACUUAGAAAAGUUGGGGUACAUGUAGUACAUGAACACUAUGACACGUUCCAUGGUAUACUUUUAAUGAAUGUAUGGCCAUUUGAUUUUUCUUUAGCAAAUCGUGCGGUGGACAAAUAUCUAGACUGGCUCGAUACCAACCUGUGACAAGUCUAUAAGGAAAUUAAUACAAUGUCAAUGUUUUUCGGUGUUAAUUCCUGUUCCUACUAAAUUAUGAGAGACACAUAUUUUAUAACAGCUUGUCUCUCCAUGUGUCUUCUAAACUUAAAGAAGCACGCCCACAAAAAUUAGCAUUCUGUGACCUGUUAGGUGCAUGAUGUAAACUGUAGUGAUGGUAAUUUCUUACUAGUGACUGUAUUUGUGAGUUAUCUCCCCCCCACCCCCACCCCCUUUGAUCCUCAGCUAUGCAAUGUGUUCAGCACUCUGUAUUUCCAAAUAACACGGCAUCUUAUGUGGACAGGAAGUCAAUUUCUCUGUGUAUUCCUAUGAGAACCUCAAUGUCGGUCUCAUCGGAAUGAACAGAGAAGUAAUUGACUUGCUGUCCUGUGUCAGUUGGAAAUUAGAGUGCUGUUCACAUGACACAGCUAAGGAUCAGAAGGGAGGUUAUAACUCACAAAUACAGUCACUGGUGAGAUUCACUACAGAUUACAGAUCAUUUACCUUUUUGUGGGAGUGCUUCUUUAAAGAUUAUUCAUUCUAUUGGCAUUAUAAUUAUUUACAUACAGUAGCUACUUUAUCAAACCAGUUCUAAAAUUUCUUGAGAUGACAUGGUUGUCAUCAAACUACAUUUCGAGACAACUAAAAUGGAUAUAUCCUCAGAGCCUAAGGCUCUAAUCUAGCCUAAGAAUCUAAAAAAACUAAGGAUAAACAUAUUUUUACAUACAAAUUCAACAAAUUCUCUUGUGCCGCUAAAUGAGUUUUAACGGCAGGUGCACAGUCACUGAUUCGGUUUACCAGGCAGAUCCUAUGUGCAUGCGCUGAUACUUGUAGUAAUGGUGCAUACCCAAGAAUAUUAUGGCUGUGCAAGAUGUUUGGCCAUGUUAAUCUGUCGGCACAUUAGAGAAUUGUCUGUAGAAUGACGCUCCCUCACACAUAAAAUUUGUUCACAUGAACUAAUCAAUGCGUACAAAUCAAUUCACUCAUCCCUAAAAUAGUCAAUUGGCCAACAGAUGUCAACCACUAACUGCAUAAUGAGCCAACUAGAUCCUUGUUCCCAUUGGCUUCAGACACUGAUGGAUUCUGUGAAGGGUAGGAUUACAUCUAUGGUACAAACUCUAGUAAUGUGUUCUGGGAGGGGGCACCACCAGAUCGCCAAGGAGUCAGGACUAUAAUGGGAUAUAAGAGGGUUACUGCGGCUUUCUUGCAUAAAUGCCAGGUUUCGACUGGACAAAUACCUCUGCAUGCAUAUCUGGCAGAAAGCUGACAUUUAUGCUGGAAAGCCACUGAAUACACAUUAGAUCCCAUUAUAUUUCAUGGGGAUCUGAUGGUAAUUGGCUAUGACGGAUAAAGUAAACUCUGGUAACCUGUUCCUUUGUUGGAACAGACUGCCGGAGUUUGCGCCAGAGAUGUGACCAUAGCGUAAGGUGAAAUUUCUAUGGCUAGUUUAAAGUGUAAGAUUUAGGAAUGAUUAAGGGCUCUUUCACACCUGCGUUCUUGUCUUCCGGCAUAGAGUUCCGUCGUCGGGGCUCUAUGCCGGAAGAAUCCUGAUCAGGAUUAUCCCCAUGCAUGCUGAAUGGAGUGAA
Molecule: messenger RNA, 2886 nt
Organism: Bufo gargarizans (Asiatic toad)
Lineage: Eukaryota; Metazoa; Chordata; Amphibia; Anura; Bufonidae
Product: arylacetamide deacetylase-like
Exons: 5
Coding region: 83-1291 (402 amino acids)
Cellular component (GO): membrane
Molecular function (GO): carboxylic ester hydrolase activity
Source: RefSeq, a predicted model, not a curated record